This is a messenger RNA of [Candida] anglica, 1880 nucleotides long. Lineage: Eukaryota; Fungi; Ascomycota; Pichiomycetes; Serinales; Debaryomycetaceae. The record is from the annotation of a GenBank genome assembly.
CUACUAAUUUAAUAUACUUAGCUAUAACUGAAAUGUCGACAACAGCACCUGCGAAGCCGCCUGCAGUGGAGAAUCUCUACUUGUACAACCUCCAACCCAAGAUUGCAGAGUCAUUGGAAUUGAUGUACUUUGACUCGUCCGUAAGUGUAGUUGUGCAACCAUCCAAUGAAAAUAGUAAGGAGGUCAGUCCAAGCCCAGAGAAUAUCGUAAAGCCGGGCCAUGCAUCUACAUGUACUUCCUGUGCAGUAGAGAUCACAUCACCGGAAGAAAGAAGGAAUCAUUACAAGUCUGAUUUUCAUCGAUUUAAUAUCAAGAGAUCAAUUGAGAAAUUGGACCCAGUUUCGGAGGAGGAGUUCGAAAAUCUUAUUGAAGGCCAAUCAAUAGAAAGUUUGUCAGGGUCAGAUGCUCUGUCCGACGAGGAAAACGAUGAAGAAGAAGAAAGGGAAGACAAAUUAGCAAAUGCUUUAGAAGGGUUGGACUUGCAAGGAGAUGACGAUGAAGAAAAUGUUGUCAGUCAUUUAAAUACCAAAUCUGCAUUCAUGUACUUACGUUCAUCGGUGCUUAGUUCUGGUAAAGUUUUUGGGAUCUAUAAGUGUCUCUUCAGCCCUCAACAACUCUUAAACCUGCCAAUGGAAUCCCUUUUAACAUUGUCCCAGCCCCCUGUGAAAUCUAAGAAGUCAGCUCUUUUCAUGAUUGGUGGUGGUCAUUUCGCUGGGGCAAUCAUCUCUCACAUAGCCAAGAAUACUAGAGGCAACCCUCCACAUGCCAAGGAGACGAGACAGGAGCAAGCGGUGAAUGUGAUCGUAUCGAAGACUUUCCAUAGGUACACGACCAGAAGGAAACAAGGUGGAUCUCAGAGUGCAAAUGAUAAUGGAAAAGGUAAAGCAGUAUCUGCUGGUUCAAGUAUUCGUAGAUACAAUGAGCAGGCGUUAAUUAAAGAUGUUCGUGAGUUACUCACGACUUGGAAACAGCAUUUAAGUGAAUGUGAGUUUAUAUUUAUUCGUGCCAAUGGUCCUUCCAAUCGUAAGAUUAUGGUUGGAUAUGAAGGUUGUGAAAUAACGAACAAUGAUCCGAGACUUAGAACAUUUCCUUUUACCACAAAGAGAGCCACAGCAACUGAACUUAAGAGAGCAUGGGCCGAGCUUUCUUACUUGCAUGUUGUGGAUACGCCGAAGGAAGACGCCAGAGAAAAGAGACGUCUUCAACAAAGACAAGAGCAAUUGAAAAACUCUCAAGUUCAGCAUAAGAAGGAGGCAGAGGCAGUGAUUUCGCCUCAAGAAAAGCAUACUUCGGAAAUUAUUAGCAUUCUCAAGAAGUCUAAGGCUCCACUUUUGAUAAAUUACUUGAAGAAAAACAAACUUUCACCAGAUUUUCCUCUUGAACCAAAGUCACAAUAUAUACACAACCCCACACUUACUCAUUAUGCCGCAGCUCAUGGUUUGACGCAUAUGGUACAAAUUCUCUUGGUGAAUUUAAAGGCAGACCCAACUAUUGAGAGUGAAUCUCAUAAGACUCCAGCAGAAUUAUCCGCGAACCCUGCGACCAGGAAAGCAUUCCAGAUUGCAAGAUAUUCUCUUGGUGAAGAUUAUUGUGACUGGAAGGCUGCAAAGGUUGGCGCAGCCAAGUCCAAGGAAGAAUUUUUGAAGGAGGAGCAAGCGGAACAAGAUCUUGUCAGCCAGGAAAAGAAGAGACUUAUUCAAGAGGAGUUGGCGAAGAAGACUGAACUUGAAUUAAAGGCCCCUCGUGUCUUUGGUGGUGGGAUACUCGGUGGAAGCAUUACGCAAUCCGCUGAUAUGAACAAGCUCAGCGACCAACAAAAGAUGAGAAUAAUGAGAGAGCAACGUGCACGCGCUGCCGAAGCUAGGUUGAAGGGCAAUUAG